CAGGCCCUCUCAGACUCCACAAUGAUGUGCCUGGGCCCAUAAAUACCCUGUUUGGCUAGUAUGUUCUAGCCCUAUUCAACGCCAUCCUAGAGCAGUCGAGAUACAGCCUGUACACUCUUGUGCAGUUCCCAGAAAAAAAGAUUCCAGGCUUACAAGGACAACCCGAGGAACUUGAUCAAUUACAAGCUUCUAAAGGAUGCCUCGUAUGCUAGUUUUAUCUGUCAACGCAGGGUCUUCUUCUCUCAAGAUCUCCCUCUAUUCCAUAACUCGUCCUCUGGAGAAUCUCGGAGACAAAGAGCCUGCAUCGCUACUGCUAACAUCUACCGUCUCCGGCAUCUCUUCGCCCCCUGUCAAGUUUUCGUUCAGAUCUAAUAACAGCUUCGAGGACAUUGCGACCGUAAAAGACGCCUACGUUGAUUCAAUUCAUGACCAUGAGGGCGCUUUUUCUCAUUUCGUGCAGCAUCUCCAAGCAGAGUCGUCCAUCGAUCCAAAUGAAAUCGUCCACAUAUGUCACAGGAUAGUUCAUGGAGGAGAUUACCAUGACCCUGUCAUCAUCAGCGAAGAGACAUAUAACCACAUCGAGAACCUAUCCGACCUUGCGCCCCUACACAACGGUGCUGCAUUAGCAGUGAUCAAGGCCUGCAUUAAAGAUAUCCCAAGUGCAAAUUCUAUUGCAUACUUCGAUACGGCCUUUCAUCGAUCUAUUCCAAACCACAUCGCCGGCUAUGCCAUAAAUCAGACGAUAGCUCAGAAACGUGGGCUCAAAAAAUACGGUUUUCACGGGCUGAGCUAUGCGUUCAUGCUUGGUGCCGUGUCCCAUUUUCUCCAGAGGCCGCUCGGAUCACUGAAUCUCAUCCUCCUUCACCUUGGUUCUGGUGCAUCUGUCUGUGCAAUCAAACAGGGUAAAUCCUACGAUACUUCGAUGGGUCUUACACCAUUGAGCGGGCUCCCAGGUGCAACGCGAUCGGGUGAAAUCGACCCAUCCCUUAUCUUUCAUUAUACCAAUAAAGCCGGCAAGAUCACGCACGACCGGGGUGCAGCUACCAAUUUGCAUGUUACUGAAGCCGAGCAUAUCCUCAACUCUCAAUCGGGAUGGAAAGCACUGACGGGUACAACGGACUUCGCUUUGAUAACCGACCGAGUCUUUCAUUCUUCAGCAAGUACCUCGACGGAUCUCCCCGACCUUGAACAAGAGAAUGCCGAGCUGGCUUUUCGUAUGUUCACCGACCGCAUUUUGAAUUAUAUCGGUUCCUACUAUCUCAAAUUACACGGCCAAAUCGAUGCUAUUGUCUUCGCAGGAGGUCUUGGUGAACGCAGUGCGGAGUUGAGGAAGAUUAUUGGCAAGGAAGUGAAGUGUUUGGGUUUCCAUAGUAUUGAUGAGGAACGGAACCAGAAUGUCAAUGAAAUGGAUGGGACCGUGGUGGAUCUGAGCCUUGGAAAUCAGAAAGGCAAGAGAAUUCUCAUUUGCAGGACAGACGAACAGCUUGAGAUGGCUCGGCAAUGUGCCUUGGAGGAGAAUUUUUGGAAGGAAGAUUGAGGUUUUGGGGCUGUAGCUUUAACGAAACUCAAAAUUUCGCUCAUAAUGACGUAUAAUUACAACCCCUUCCCUCUUCAUCCGUAAAAUAUAUUUCGUACGACAGUUAACCUGAAUCCUGAUACACAUUCUGAUAUAUAUGAUACUCUAGUGAUGGCGCUGC
Messenger RNA from Marasmius oreades (fairy-ring Marasmius), 1697 nucleotides. RefSeq lists its product as uncharacterized. The transcript has 5 exons. Gene Ontology annotation, molecular function: acetate kinase activity. NCBI's taxonomy places the organism in Eukaryota, Fungi, Basidiomycota, Agaricomycetes, Agaricales, Marasmiaceae. Gene Ontology annotation, biological process: acetate metabolic process; phosphorylation. The record is from RefSeq and is a predicted model, not a curated record. The coding region runs from base 197 to 1537 and encodes 446 amino acids.